GUUUUGAUUGACCACUGCGCUGCUGCCAUUCUGGCAUGUGAGACUUUUAUUGUGAAGUAGCGAGUGGAGGUUUUACCGGAAGUGUUUGGGGAGUUGCAAGGUUAACAUGGCGGCCACAACAGCGAGAGCACCUUUAGGAGAACAAACACCGCCGUCGCCGUCUUCAGGGUCUGCUCCUUUGGACCCGUCACAGCCUCCACUUAUCGAAGGAUUCUCUCCUUUGCAGAGGCUUAACGACGAGACUGUUAAAGAGAAGUUUCUUCGAAAAGCAAAGGAGAACCCUUUCGUCCCCAUAGGUUGCUUAGGUACAGCGGGAGUCCUGAUGUUCGGCCUUCGCGCGUUCCAUCAGAACAAAGCCAAGGAGUCCCAGAUGCUGAUGAGGGGACGAAUCUUCGCCCAAGGCUUCACCGUGGCCGCCAUCGUCGUUGGCAUCUUGGUGACCGCUUUCAAACCUAAACAGUGAAGAGACGGCGGCACCGCUCGCAACUCAGCCGACCUCCAUUCACCUUGGAAGCAGACUGUUUGAAAGAACUGAAUAAUGCGUUGAGUAUAUACAACAGGAGACAUACUUUAUUAAGAUCUGAUUUACAUAACGUUAUAUCGGGAGUACAAACUACUCCUUUUUAACGUUAUGUAAGGAAGAUGAUCCAACAUGUGUCUUUGCAAAUGCAUAUAAUGUAGGUCCUUUUUCAGUAAUGCAAGUACUGUACUGUAUACGGAAGAAAUACCACACAUAUACUUAUCAGUUAUUAAAAAAAUCACAGUACACAUUAAUAA
This is a messenger RNA of Nerophis lumbriciformis (worm pipefish), 777 nucleotides long. It is a transcript of the gene higd2a, whose product is annotated as HIG1 hypoxia inducible domain family, member 2A. Gene Ontology annotation, biological process: mitochondrial respirasome assembly. NCBI's taxonomy places the organism in Eukaryota, Metazoa, Chordata, Actinopteri, Syngnathiformes, Syngnathidae. The record is from RefSeq and is a predicted model, not a curated record. Gene Ontology annotation, cellular component: mitochondrion.